Molecule: messenger RNA, 599 nt
Organism: Paramecium pentaurelia
Lineage: Eukaryota; Ciliophora; Oligohymenophorea; Peniculida; Parameciidae
Source: the annotation of a GenBank genome assembly
AUGAAAAAAUUUAUAAUAUCUAAUUUUAAUUUUGAUAAAAAAUUAUUUUUAAUAUCUAGUUUGAUUUUUAAAAACAAAGGAGAUNUUAUUGAAAUUGCUGUCGAAGCCAACUUCGCUGAUUAAGGAGCUCUUAAAGAAGUAAUUAAUAAUAAAAGAUUUUAUUAAAGAUCCUUAUUGCAUUCAACAACUUAAGAGUUUAAUUAGUUGAUUCACUUAACACAAUCACAGCUGAUGAAGCUGAAGCCUAAAAAGAUUUCGAAGCAAGAGUUAUUCAAUUAAACUAAGAACAUGCUGAAUUCUAAAGAGCAGUUGUUGUUAAAACAGCUGAAAUUGAAGCUAAUACUAGUAUAUUAAUUUAAUAAAUAUAGACAAAAUCGAAUAAACUCUUGAUUUGAUUGAUGAAUUACAUGCUGAUUUAGAUACAUUGAAUGGAUAAUUGUAAGCUGAAAAUGAUGAUUAUGCUUUUGCUACCGAUGUUUACAAUGCCACAGUUGCUGAAUACAACAAAGAAUUGAAUGCUGCUCAUCAAGCUUUGGAUUUAUUAAAUUAACCAAGAUUCACCGAUUAUGUUAAAUCAUAACUCAAGGGUGCAUUCUGAC